Neltuma alba is the source of this 1151-nucleotide messenger RNA. RefSeq names its product expansin-like B1. The coding region runs from base 50 to 817 and encodes 255 amino acids. Gene Ontology annotation, cellular component: extracellular region. NCBI's taxonomy places the organism in Eukaryota, Viridiplantae, Streptophyta, Magnoliopsida, Fabales, Fabaceae. The record is from RefSeq and is a predicted model, not a curated record. The transcript is spliced from 5 exons.
UUUUCUCCAUACUUCUUUCUGCUUUGUGUUCUGUCUUAUACAUCCAAAUAUGUCUCUCUCUGCUUUGUCUUCUCUUCUUCUCACCACCACCUUGCUUUUCAUGCAAAAUCUGGCAGCCGAAGCUGCGUGUUCCGAUUGUUUUAUAUCUUCUCGAGCUACUUAUUACCCGAACUCUGACGAACAAGGAACAGCUGUUGGUGCAUGUGGGUUUGGCUCCUUUGGUGCUACAGUCAAUGGCGGGGACGUAUCCGCAGCUUCUGCUCUUUAUCGUGAUGGUCUCGGCUGUGGUGCCUGUUACCAGGUGAGGUGUAAGAACAGUGGUUAUUGCUCAGACAAUGGCGUGACGAUAGUGAUAACGGACCAAGGUUCAGGUCCUGGCACUGAUUUCAUUCUGAGCAAACGAGCUUUCACUCAUAUGGCUCAGACCAGUGAUGCUGCUGCGACUUUGUUGGCUUCCGGAGUCGCUGAUAUUGAAUACAGAAGAGUUUCAUGCAGCUACCCAGCCAAAAAUAUCACUUUUAAGAUCCAUGAGGGUAGCAGCAACCCCAAUUACUUGGCCUUCGUCAUAGAGUACCAACAAGGCAAAAGAGAUAUCACUGCUGUGCAGCUCUGUGAGACCAAGAACUUUGCUUGCAAGUUGCUGAGUAGGAGUUUUGGAGCUGUGUGGACUGUGAACUCUCCUCCAAGUGGGCCUUUAUCAGUGAGGAUGUUGUUUAGUGAUGAUGAUGAAGACACGUGGGUUGUUCCUGUGAAUAACAUUCCUCAAGACUGGAAGGCUGGAGAAACCUAUGAUUCUGGAGUUCAAGUGAGCCAGUAGAGAGAAUCAGAGAACAUACACCACAAUCACAAUAUGAUUUGUUCAUUUGCCAUCUCUGUUUACUCAAGGAAAUAAGUUAUCAUAAUUAUUAAUAAUAUAUAUUUUUCCAAUUGUCAUUGUAGCUCCUAUAAUUAGUACUGAUGGCAUCUUUUUCUUUUCUUUUUUUUUUUUUAAUUUUAGUGCUUAGGCAAUUUAUAUAUAAAGAAUAAGUUCGACUUCUUUCAAAUUCUGAGAGAUUUUUCAUUUAUUUUUCCCAUUAAACAUUAAUUGUAUCUAAUUUAUUUGGAAUGUAAUGCAAUUUAAUAGUUAUGUUAAUUGAUUUAUCUAUUGACAA